Messenger RNA from Emys orbicularis (European pond turtle), 5505 nucleotides. RefSeq names its product myosin VB (gene MYO5B). The transcript has 39 exons. Gene Ontology annotation, biological process: actin filament organization; vesicle transport along actin filament. Gene Ontology annotation, molecular function: actin filament binding; ATP binding; microfilament motor activity. The coding region runs from base 364 to 5505 and encodes 1713 amino acids. The record is from RefSeq and is a predicted model, not a curated record. Gene Ontology annotation, cellular component: actin cytoskeleton; cytoplasm; vesicle. Lineage: Eukaryota; Metazoa; Chordata; Testudines; Emydidae.
ACAAAAGUUUGGAUUCCUGACCCUGAUGAAGUGUGGAGAUCAGGAGAAAUUAUCAAGGAUUACAAAGAAGGGGAUAAAAGCCUACACCUGAAAUUUGAAGAUGACACUAUCUGCGACUAUCCAGUUGAUCUCAAAACCAACCAACUGCCCUUCUUGCGUAAUCCAGAUAUUUUGGUGGGCGAAAAUGACCUGACAGCUCUAAGUUAUCUCCAUGAGCCUGCUGUCCUACAUAAUUUAAAAGUCAGAUUCUUGGAAUCGAAUCACAUCUAUACCUACUGUGGUAUUGUGCUUGUUGCCAUUAACCCAUACGAACAACUGCCAAUCUAUGAACAAGAUGUCAUCUAUGCAUACAGUGGCCAAAACAUGGGGGACAUGGAUCCUCACAUCUUUGCAGUGGCAGAAGAAGCCUACAAGCAAAUGGCUAGGGAUGAGAAGAACCAGUCCAUUAUCGUAAGCGGAGAAUCCGGUGCCGGAAAGACAGUCUCUGCCAAAUAUGCCAUGCGCUUCUUCGCAUCUGUUGGUGGCUCUGCCAGUGAGACCAACAUUGAAGAGAAGGUCCUUGCAUCCAGUCCAAUCAUGGAGGCAAUUGGAAAUGCUAAAACAACCAGGAACGACAAUAGCAGUCGCUUUGGGAAAUACAUUCAGAUUGGCUUUGAUAAAAGAUACCAUAUCAUUGGUGCCAACAUGAGGACGUAUCUGUUGGAAAAAUCAAGAGUUGUGUUCCAGGCAGAUGAUGAACGAAACUAUCAUAUCUUCUAUCAGCUGUGUGCCUCUGCCAGUCUUCCAGAAUUUAAAGACUUAGCACUAACAUGUGCUGAAGACUUUUUCUACACUUCUAUGGGAGGCGACACAACUAUUGAUGGAGUUGAUGAUGCUGAUGAUUUUGACAAAACCAGACAUGCUUUCACCCUGCUUGGAGUGAAAGAGUCCCAUCAGAUGAGCAUUUUUAAGAUAAUAGCUUCCAUCCUGCACCUAGGAAACUUGGAAAUUCAAGCAGAACGAGAUGGAGACUCUUGUAGUAUAUCGAAACAGGAUGAACACCUGAAUAAUUUUUGCAGAUUGCUUGGAGUGGAGCACAGCCAGAUGGAGCACUGGCUGUGCCAUCGGAAGCUUGUCACAACAGCUGAGACGUACAUCAAGCCCAUGUCUGUGCAGCAAGUCGUGAAUGCCAGGAAUGCGCUGGCCAAGCAUAUAUAUGCCCAGCUGUUUAACUGGAUUGUGGAGCAUAUCAACAAAGCCCUGCAUACCACUGUCAAGCAGCACUCAUUCAUUGGAGUUCUGGAUAUCUAUGGGUUUGAAACUUUUGAAGUGAAUAGCUUUGAACAGUUUUGUAUCAACUAUGCCAACGAAAAACUCCAACAGCAGUUCAACUCGCAUGUAUUUAAGCUGGAGCAAGAAGAGUAUAUGAAGGAACAAAUCCCUUGGACUCUUAUAGAUUUUUAUGACAAUCAGCCCUGCAUAGACCUUAUAGAAGCCAAACUUGGUAUCUUGGACCUAUUGGAUGAAGAGUGUAAGGUUCCUAAAGGAACUGACCAGAACUGGGCACAGAAAUUAUAUGACCGACAUUCCAGCAGCCAGCACUUCCAAAAACCUCGAAUGUCCAAUACCUCCUUCAUUGUUGUUCACUUUGCAGAUAAGGUGGAGUAUCAGUCUGAUGGAUUUCUGGAGAAAAAUAGGGACACUGUAUAUGAAGAACAGAUCAACAUACUGAAAGCCAGCAAGUAUCAAAUGGUAGCUGACUUAUUUCAAGAUGAAAAGGAUUCUGUGCCUGCUACUCCUAACAUAAAGGGAGCUGCCCCCAAAAUCAGCGUCCGUUCUGCCAGACCAGCUGUGAAAGCUGCCAACAAAGAGCACAAGAAAACCGUGGGGCACCAGUUCCGAAACUCCUUGCAUUUAUUGAUGGAGACGCUGAAUGCUACCACUCCACACUACGUGCGCUGCAUCAAGCCAAAUGAUGAGAAACUCCCAUUCAAAUUUGAUCCAAAGAGAGCAGUCCAGCAGUUAAGAGCCUGUGGUGUGUUGGAGACCAUCCGUAUCAGUGCAGCUGGCUACCCAUCCAGGUGGUCCUACCAUGACUUUUUCAAUAGGUAUCGAGUUCUUAUGAAAAAGAGGGAGAUCUCUAAAAAUGACAAGAAGUUGAUCUGUAAAACGCUUCUGGAAAACCUCAUUAAGGAUCCUGACAAGUUCCAGUUUGGACGUACCAAGAUCUUUUUCCGUGCAGGCCAGGUGGCAUAUCUGGAGAAACUGCGGGCAGAUAAAUUCAGAGCUGCUACUAUCAUGAUACAGAAGACAGUGCGGGGCUGGCUGCAAAGGGUGAAGUACAGAAGGAUGAGAAAUGCUGCAAUAACAAUCCAGAGGUAUACACGAGGACACCUGGCUCGCAGACUGGCAGACCACCUAAGGAAAACAAGAGCUGCCAUCAUUUUCCAGAAACAAUACCGAAUGUUGAGGAUCCUUCAUGCUUUCCAGAAGAUCCGCAACGCCACUAUCACUAUUCAGGCCUUUACUCGGGGCAUGUUUGUGAGGAAAAUUUACCACAAGAUCCUUUUGGAGCACAAAGCUACCAUCAUCCAGAAACAUGCCCGGGCCUGGCUGGCGCGUAAGCAAUUCCUCCGCUUCAAGUGUGCGGCUGUGGUCAUCCAAUGCUACUUCAGGCGCAUGAAGGCCAGGCAAGAGCUGAAGAAACUGAAGAUUGAAGCACGGUCUGCACAGCACUUGAAGAAACUCAAUAUCGGCAUGGAGAACAAGGUGGUUCAGCUUCAGAGGAAGAUAGAUGAUCAGAACAAAGAAUACAGGCACCUGAAUGAGCAGCUCUCUGCACUUACCUCUGCCUAUUCCACUGAUGUGGAAAAGAUGAAGAAGGAGCUGGAGCAAUAUCGGCAGAAUCGGGGGGAUACCAACCAGCUUGUAAACUUGAAAAAAGAGAUUGAGAGCCUCAGGCUGGAGCUCGAGAAAUCCCACAGUGAAAGGAAGAUUAUUGAAGACACCUAUGAUAAGGAGAAAGAUCUACUCCGAAAGCGCGUAUCAGACCUAGAAGAGGAGAAUGCUCUUUUGAAACAGGAAAAAGAGGAGCUUAACAACAGAAUCCUAUGUCAGUCUGAAGAUGAAUUUGCCCAAACCACUGUCAAGGAAAAUCUCCUGACGAAGAAGGAGCUGGAAGAGGAGCGAUCUCGUUAUCAGAACCUGGUAAAGGAGUAUUCAAGGCUGGAGCAGAGAUAUGACAAUUUGAGGGAUGAGAUGACUAUUAUAAAGCAGACCCCAGGACACAGAAGGAACCCAUCUAACCAGAGCAGUCUAGAGUCUGAUUCCAAUUGUCCAUCAGUCUCUACAUCUGAGAUAGGAGACACAGAGGAUGCAAUACAACAAGUGGAGGAUGUUGGUUUGGAUAAAGCAGCCAUGGAUAUGACUCUCUUCCUGAAGCUACAAAAGCGAGUGAGGGAGCUUGAACAGGAGAGAAAGAAACUGCAAACCCAGCUGGAGAAAAAGAAAUCCCAGGUAAUUGAAACGAAGAAUGAAAUGGAUUCAGACCGUGAUACAGAUCUAGCCUACAACAGUCUGAAGAGGCAAGAAUUGGAAUCGGAGAACAAGAAACUGAAAAAUGAACUGAAUGAGCUGAGGAAGACUAUUGUAGACCGGGUGACCCAAAACAACUCAUCCAGUGAUAUCCAGGACAGUUAUACCCUCUUAUUAAACCAGCUUAAAUCAGCCAAUGAGGAACUGGAAGUGCGGAAAGAGGAGGUGCUUAUCCUAAGGACACAGAUUAUAAAGGCAGCCCAGCAAAAAGACACUGGCAAAAAUAUGGACUCAAACAUCAACACGUAUACCAGCUGGCCAAACAGCGACAAGCAUGUCGAUGCUGAGGAUGCAAUUGAGGCCUACCAUGGGGUGUGUCAGACAAAUCGCAAGACUGAGGACUGGGGCUAUCUCAAUGAAGAUGGAGAGCUCGGCUUGGCCUAUCAGGGUCUAAAGCAAGUUGCCAGGCUCCUGGAAGCCCAGCUUCAGGAUCAGAGGAGAGAGCAUGAAGAGGAGGUGGAAACGCUGAAAACCCAGAUGGAAACCCUGAGAGAAGAGAUGGAGAAACAGCAGCAGGCAUUUUUCCAGACCCUACAGCUACCACCAGAGGCCCAGGUGGAAUUUGGCAUCCAGCAAGAAAUCACACGUCUCACAAAUGAAAAUCUGGAUCUCAAAGAGUUACUAGAAAAACUAGAAAAGAAUGAGAAGAAGCUGAAGAAACAGCUAAAGAUUUACAUGAAGAAGGUCCAGGAUUUUGAAGCGAUCCAAGCUACAGCACAGACAGAGAGGAGGCGACAUGAGCUUACCAGGCAGGUCACUGUCCAACGGAAGGAAAAAGAUUUCCAGGGAAUGUUGGAAUAUUACAAGGAAGAUGAGCCACUUCUCAUCCGAAACCUCAUUACAGAUCUCAAACCGCAGACAGUUUCUGCCACAGUUCCAUGUCUUCCUGCUUACAUCCUCUACAUGUGCAUCAGGCAUGCAGAUUACAUCAAUGACGACCAGAAAGUGCACUCCUUACUCACCUCCACCAUAAACGGCAUUAAGAAAGUAUUAAAGAAACACAAUGAUGAUUUUCAGAUGACGUCAUUUUGGUUGGCUAACACCUGUCGCCUCUUACAUUGUCUAAAGCAGUACAGCGGGGAUACGGGUUUUAUGACACAAAAUACCGCUAAGCAGAAUGAGCACUGUCUUAAGAACUUUGACCUCACGGAGUACCGGCAGGUUUUAAGUGACCUCUCCAUUCAGAUCUAUCAGCAGCUCUUUAAGAUAGCAGAAGGCAUGUUGCAACCAAUGAUAGUGUCUGCAAUGUUGGAAAGUGAGAGCAUCCAGGGUCUGUCAGGCGUGAAGCCAAUGGGCUACAGGAACCGAUCAUCCAGCAUGGUAGAUGGUGACAACUCUUACAGCUUAGACGCAGUCAUUCGCCAACUGAAUACGUUUCACAGCAUCAUGUGUGACCAGGGCUUGGACCCGGAGAUUAUUCAGCAAGUCUUCAAGCAGCUCUUCUACAUGAUCAAUGCAGUAACACUGAACAACCUCCUGCUGAGAAAAGAUGUCUGUUCGUGGAGCACUGGUAUGCAGCUCAGGUAUAACAUAAGCCAGCUGGAGGAAUGGUUGCGUGGGAAGAAUUUGCAACAGAGUGGAGCAGCAGAGACAGUGGAACCCCUGAUCCAGGCAGCACAACUGCUUCAGCUCAAAAAGAAAACUUCAGAAGAUGCUGAGGCUAUCUGUUCCUUAUGUACAUCCCUCUCUACACAGCAGAUUGUAAAAAUAUUAAAUCUCUAUACUCCUGUUAAUGAGUUUGAAGAACGUGUGACAGUAGCCUUCAUACGAAACAUUCAGGCAAAUCUGCAAGAGCGAAAUGACCCUCCACAGCUGCUGUUAGACUACAAAUAUAUGUUCCCAGUUUUGUUUCCGUUCAGCCCAUCCUCCAUAACCAUGGACUCUAUUCACAUCCCUGCUUCUCUCAACUUGGAAUUUCUCAAUGAAGUCUGA